UUGAUUCUCGAGCGGCAAAAUGCAAUCUCAACGAAGCUCUGCCGAAUUUAAUGCUUAUCGAUGCGGAAAUUGCGGUCAAAAUGACAGACUUCGUCUCUGUAGCGGAUGUCGUCUCAUUAGUUUCUGUUCCAGCAAUUGUCAGCAGAGUUAUUGGCAGAAACAUCGACCUCUUUGCUUGUUAAUCUCGAAACUCAUCCGGGCGGAGAACAAAAACACGAUUUUUGAGGUGCGGAAAGAGAUGAUGGGCGAUGUUGGAGGUGCCGAAGGUUUGAUGCGAGCGAUUGUUUUGCUAAAUGAGAUGUUGCAUCAAUUAUUGGGACGCGAAUUGAGCAACGAAGAACACUUGUUACUUUCGUACCCAAAAUACUGCGAAGUGUGUUACGAGACUGAUCCUUAUAAGCUAAUUCGAUGUCCUGAUUGCAAAUUUUCCUCAUUUUGCAAGGAUGGCGAAUGUCAGGCAACGUCAGCUGCUGAUCCAAACAUCCAUAAAAAGUAUUGCGAACAGAAAAAGAUUGCUUUUUUGUGUAAAAGUCAGAUAAAGUACGAAAAAGUAUUUGAAUCGUUGCCCGAACCAACGAGUUUUAAGGAAUUUCUGUUUGAAAAUCCAUCGAGAGAUCUUUUUACGUUAAUUGAACAUCUAACAGAUAAGAAAUUCACGAAAAAUCCAUCAAAUCCAGAAGAAAUGAUUCCAUUUGUGACCAUUUGUCAGUUCACAUUUACAGCUACGAUCCUCCUUGCCUUGCAAAAAGUCAAAUUACUUCAACCUGAUCGAGAAUCGUUGUGCAUCGACAUCGUUGGAGCCAAUUACGAAGAGACUUACUUCAACGACGACACUUGUUCCUUAUUUUUUGCCUUCAUGCCGAAGUUGCAUUCGCUCAAAAUUAAUCUCAUAGGUCCUGAAGUCACGUCAAGUCGCACGGAAGACCUCAACUGCUUCGGAAAAACCGUUAAAAUGUCUUGUCACAAAGUUCCUUACGAAUAUUACACGGGCCCGCCGCCGGAUUUUAUCAUUUGCUUCAAUUGUGGCUUCAGUGAAGAGCCCUACGAAGACAACGAAGAAACCUCAUGGGUACGAGGCGUCUCCGCAAUCAUCAAAAAAGAAGUUCCCUUCGCUUUUACAACUUACACCGCAUCAGAAUUGACGGAUGAAAUCCAAUUCGUACAUCGAGCAGCAGAAAAACUCAAUGUCAAAGAUAAUUUAGCGGAAAUCUACAAGGGCGCGAAUGAUUUUAACGAUUUGAGACCAUAUCAAAAUUUCGAUAAAGCAUCCGAUGAACGUCUUUAUUACGCGAAUCGGAAACUUUGUGUGAUGAGUUGGAAAGAUUAAAAUAUUUUUUUUUACAUUUUAAAAACAGGUCAUUUAUUUCUUUUUGUAAUGUCACGAGUAAAAAAAUAAUUUUUGUAAGAAAGACUUUUUAAGCUGAAACAGACAAUUUUUCAGAUGUUUGGGCAACC
Messenger RNA from Culicoides brevitarsis, 1455 nucleotides. RefSeq lists its product as uncharacterized. The transcript has 2 exons. The record is from RefSeq and is a predicted model, not a curated record. Lineage: Eukaryota; Metazoa; Arthropoda; Insecta; Diptera; Ceratopogonidae. The coding region runs from base 20 to 1327 and encodes 435 amino acids.